ACCUGGUGCUUCAUCAAUUGAUGAACCAAAAAAAAGUGUUCAAAGAAUAUCUAAAAUUAAAGAAAACCAAUUUUUAGCAUUUUUUCAAGAUAAAAAUAAUAUUACACAAAGCUCAUAUCUAACUGAUACCAAAACCAGGAUUCUUGUUUUGUAUAUACAAGAUCAAAAACAAGCUUUGUAG
Messenger RNA from Racocetra persica, 181 nucleotides. NCBI's taxonomy places the organism in Eukaryota, Fungi, Glomeromycota, Glomeromycetes, Diversisporales, Gigasporaceae. The record is from the annotation of a GenBank genome assembly.